CUCUCUCUCUAUAUGUAUACAUAAAGAAGUAAUUUCUCGAGAGAAUCGAGAUUCAAACAGUGAGAGGAAGCGGGAGGGCUUGCUUGAUACAGGAAGAGAUGAGCAAGAAAAGAUCACGGUGGCGAAAACCCUAGAUUGGGACCUCGAUUUGUUAUGGAUCUCCUAAUGCUCUUCACGCCGGAGAUGACGCCGUCUUUUCUCUCCUCCUGCCGACGAAUAUGGCUUUUCAGGGUGGUCCGAUUACACAAAUUUCGUACUGGAACACCUCGCCCGGCGGCGGAGAUGGAGAGACCUAUACCGGAGGAGGAUCUCGGCCAUCGGAUCUUCGGUGGGAGUUGAAGGCUCUGGUUCUUCCGUCGAUUGACGCCAUGAAUUUCGGUCUGGGGAGGAUCAAAUUUCUAUGGCGGUGAUCUCACAACCUAGAAAUAUCUGGAAAGAUUAUGAUUUACCACUUGAGCAGAGAGAAUAAUUCCUCAAAUCCGGACUCUGUGUUUCACUAAACAAUGGCCCGUGGAUUGCACCUUAUAUGGAUGAUCUCCUAUGUACAUCUGAUUUGUUUGUCAAACCAACAAGAGAUCGAGUUUGCCUACCGUGGUUUUCAUGGAACUGAUCUUUAUCUUGACGGGUUUGCCAGGAUCCUCCGAAACGGGCUACUGCAGAUGACCAAUGGCUCGGAGCAGCAAAUGGGUCAUGUUUUCAUCAAGCAGCCACUUGUAUUCAAUUCAUCUGAAUCACUCAUUUUCUCAACACAUUUUGUAUGUGCGAUGGUUGAAAAGCCCGGAAAUGAUGGCGGCCAUGGGGUUGCCUUUGUUGUAUCUGCUUCCACGAAUCUCAGGAAUGCAACACCAGCACAGUACUUGGGCCUUCCUAACAUCUCAACAAAUGGAUCUUUCCCUUUUUUGGCUGUUGAGCUGGAUACUGCUUUCAGUCGAGAUCUUGACGACCCCGAUGGUAAUCAUGUGGGAAUUAAUGUGAACAGUCUACGGUCCAUUCUGACUGCUUCGGCUUCCUACUUUUCCAACACCGAAGGAGAGAACAAAAGCUUAACGCUCAAGAACGGAGAACCUAUCCAGGUCUGGGUGGAUUAUGAAGGAACUGUGCUAAACGUUUCACUGGCCCCUCGUAAAGUUCAGAAGCCAAGUCGGCCUCUUUUAUCAAGAUCCAUUAAUCUUUCAGAAAUUUUCCCACAGGGAAGACUGUUUAUCGGGCUCUCUGGAUCAACAGGGCAAUUGGUCAGUUACGAAUAUAUACUCGGGUGGAGUUUUAGCAGAAGCAGGGAACUAUUGCAGGGCCUAGACAUAUUGAAACUUCCUCAAGUUCCUCGUCCUAAAACCAAAUAUAAGAAGCCAUCUCCACCGCUGAUUGCCCUGCUCAUUUUGCUGGCAAUGAUUGGGUUAGCGGUUCUUGGAGGAGCUUAUUUCUACAGGAGAAACAAGUACGCAGAAGUACGAGAGGCAUGGGAAAAGGAGUAUGGUCCACAUCGAUUCUCCUACAAAUCGCUAUACAAAGCGACAAAGGGGUUCAACAAGGAUGGACUUCUGGGGAAAGGAGGCUUUGGAGAAGUCUACAAAGGAACUCUCCCUCUCAGCAGACAAAUAGCUGUUAAAAGAGUGUCCCACGACGCGGAGCAGGGCAUGAAGCAGUUUGUGGCUGAAAUUGUGAGUAUGGGUAGUUUGCAGCAUCGUAACUUGGUUCCACUUCUUGGGUAUUGCCGGAGAAAAGGUGAGUUACUUCUGGUCUACGAGUACAUGCCAAAUGGUAGUCUUGACCAAUACUUGUUUCACAACCAAAGACCGACCCUUUCUUGGUCUCAAAGGCUUGUGAUUAUCAAGGAUAUUGCCUCGACUCUCAGUUACUUACACUCGGGUGCAAACCAAGUUGUUCUACAUCGAGAUAUUAAAGCUUCUAACGUUAUGUUAGACAUAGAGUUCAAUGGAAGGCUCGGAGAUUUUGGUAUGGCCAGGUUGCACGACCCUGGAGCAAACCCUACUGCAACAGCUGCCGUAGGAACCAUAGGGUAUAUGGCAGCAGAGCUAAUAACAAUGGGAGCUUCCACUAGAACCGACGUGUAUGCCUUUGGAGCGUUCAUACUUGAAGUGACAUGUGGAAGGAGACCUGUGGAGCCUGGAAUGCUGACCGAGAAACGAUAUCUGGUCAAGUGGGUUUGUGAAUGCUGGAAAAGGGCUUCUUUACUCCAAGCUAGCGAUCCGAGAUUAGGAGGAGAAUUCUCAUCUGCAGAAGUUGAAAUGGUUCUGAAACUCGGGUUGCUCUGCACAAACGUUCUGCCAGAAUUCAGGCCUACCAUGGGACAUGUGGUGCAGUAUCUAAACUGGGAUCUACCAUUACCAGAUUUUUCGCCGUAUACUCCAGGAGUUCGAAGCAUCCUCCUCCUCUGCUUCCCCCAAUUCGAGGAGGCUGUCAGUACCAUCAAUCUCUCCAUCCUCGCUCAACAACUCCAUGUUUGUUACUCACUCAAUCAUGUACGGAGACGGAAGAUGAAAUCUUUGAACUCUCUUCAUAUUAAUGUUAUCAGCAAACAUAAUGCGAAUCUAAUCAGUUACAGCAGACUGUUUGUCCCUAGUAUUUGAACCAAGGCUAGUGACAUUGCACUUGCAGACUUGUAUUCCAAUGUGUUUGUGUUAUACUUCUGCUGCUCUUCAUGUAUGUGACUAGUGGCUGACAAAUUCGGCUAUAGUUCCUCUAUCUCCCCCUCCGCUUCUCUCUAUUUUGUGUAGAACAAUAAUUCCCGAGAGCCAUGAGAAUUGAUGAAUUCGGCUUGAUACCGGAAGAGAAGGAAGAAAUCACGAUGGUUUGGGACCCUAGCCUGAGCUUGAGAGUUCGCUCUCAACCUCCAAUUGCGGGAAGAAAAUUUGACUUCUCCCAUUGGAAAGACAUUGUCCUUGGCGCUGGAAGCGACGGAGUAGACGAGGAAUUCAGGUAUCUAUGCAUUUGUCUUGUAUUCUCGGGAUUAAGAGUAACACAGGUAAUGUUGAUUUUCAUGCUUUCUUGUCAGGUUCGGCAUAGGGGAUACUGGCGAGAUAGAUAGUCACUUUUGCAAUCUUAAUCCAUGGAAGAUACGUUAUGGGUUCUGCAGCACGUGUAAAGCUGAAUGGAAAUCCAAGUAGAUCAUCUGUUUUUGUAUCAACAGGGUAAGAGUUGAAGUGGUCAGGAACAAAAGACCUGGUCUUGUCUGGUCUAUUUCCAGAUUGCAUAUUCCAUCUUUGAUACGUUCGUCCUACGUUGAUGAAACUACAUUGGAUCAAAAUAUCAAUACUUGUUAGGAAAAUGGUAGAGAGGCUUUGUUCCCUUUGA
Molecule: messenger RNA, 3312 nt
Organism: Tarenaya hassleriana
Lineage: Eukaryota; Viridiplantae; Streptophyta; Magnoliopsida; Brassicales; Cleomaceae
Product: probable L-type lectin-domain containing receptor kinase I.6
Exons: 2
Coding region: 504-2588 (694 amino acids)
Biological process (GO): protein phosphorylation
Cellular component (GO): plasma membrane
Molecular function (GO): ATP binding; carbohydrate binding; protein kinase activity
Source: RefSeq, a predicted model, not a curated record